AUGAAGAAAAAAGUGGACAGCAGAAUAAAAACGCUGGUGGAGAACAAUGUGCUGCUAGGGCAGAGAACCAUGUUUCUGGUUAUAGGAGACCAAGGGAAAAACAUAGUUGUGAAUUUUUACUUCCUUCUGAACAGAUUGUCUAGUGGAACCCACAGCAUACUGUGGUGCUACAAAAAAAAGCUAGAUUUUUCUACAAGCAAGAAAAAAAGGUUUCGUGAAAUGAAGAAGAAAAUAAAGAAAGGAACAUUUGAUACAACGAUCGAUAACAAUUUUGAUGCGUUUUUAAAAAGUGCCAACAUUAGAUUCUGUUUUUAUAAUGAAACAAAAAAGGUGUUGGGGAAAACCUAUUCUAUAUGUGUUAUGCAAGACUUCUCCUACAUAACACCAAAUAUCUUGUGUAGAUGUAUAGAAACCGUAGUUGGAGGAGGAAUCAUUAUUUUUCUCAUAAACAAGUUAGAUGAUUUGAAAGAUAUUUACAAUUUAACUUUAAAUUGUCACAAAAAAUACACGCAAAGCGGAAUUUCUAAUGUAUAUAAUAAUUAUAUCACUAGAUUUUUUCUUUCUCUUAACGAGUGCCACAAUGCAAUGUUCAUUGAUGAUGAAAUGAAUAUACUUCCCCUGAAUGAGAACCAUUUGCACAUCAAAAAAUUGUCAGCAACGGGUUCUACUCCAGAAGAAAAAAAUACCAACGCACAAAAUAGUGAUCCCAUCCAUGUUAGAUGUGAGAAGAACCAUAAGGAGGAAAAUUAUGGAAUCACACAACUGUGCCAUGACAACAAUCAAGUGAAGUCUAGAAGUAAAUUGUCAAACACAUUGGGGGGAUAUCUCUCCCCAGAUACACAAGAAUUGGAACAAAAACUUAGCUUUCUCGAAUCUGUGUGUGAAGAGAAUGAGAAAAGGGAAGAAGAAAGUAGGAUGUUUCUCCAUUCCUCUCGCUUUUAUGAUGGAAAACUUAGCAAUAAGAGGAAUCGAUCAGCUGGUGAAGAAGCAGAACUGGGGAAAGAUCCUGGGGAGGUUCCCCCCUCUUGUGUUUUACUGAAGGGGAAGGAAGAAACCAAUAUGUACUCAUUUCUGAACAAAAGAAUCAUGAACCUCUUACGAAUUUGCCUGAGCAUCGAUCAGCUUAACAUCUUGGUGAAUAUGUGCAAGAUAUUAAGAAAUGAUGAGGAAAAAAAAAAAAACAUAAAAGAAAUUUUAUUGAAUCUCUUGGCAAAUAGAGGAAGAGGAAAAUCAGCUACUUUAGGAUUACUAAUCGCAUUAAGUAUCUAUUUUAAAUACACAAAUAUUAUUUUAUGUUCAGGUAAUAGCGAGGGGAUGCAAACAAUUUAUGAAUUCAUUGAUAAAGGCCUUGAACUUCUUGGAUACAAAGAAUUUCUACAUUUUGAAAAAGUUUACGAAUUAGGAAAAUUAAAAGAAAUAAUUAUUUUCAAAGAUUUAAGCAAUAUAACACAUAUAAAACAAAGAAUACGUUAUUUCAACAUUUUAGAAGAUGAAAUUGUUAAUUCUGAACUCAUGAUAAUUGAUGAAGCAGCAUGUAUACCUAUAGAUAUAUUAAAACAUAAAAUAAAAGGGGAAAUUACAAUAUUGUCUACAACUCUAAAUGGUUAUGAAGGAACAGGAAAAACUUUUAUUUUUAAAUUACUUAAACAAUUGAAAAAAAAAUUUGUCACACAAUUGACGUAUAGUGAAUUCCAACAAAUGAAAUAUCUCUAUUUUGAUAAAGCAUUUAUUGAUGUCAGUCUCAACACACCAAUACGUUAUAGUUACAAUGAUAAAGUAGAAGCAUGGCUUAAUAAUUUCCUUUGUCUAAAUUGUAAUGAAACAUAUAAAUUGAAUCAUGCACUAUGUGCUCCAUCCAAUUGUCAAUUAUAUUUUGUUAAUAAAAAUGUUUUUAAAAGUUUUAGCAAAACUAGUGAACUUCUGUUGAAAAAAAUUAUGACUUUAUUUGUUACAUCACAUUAUAAAAAUACACCAAAUGAUUUAAUCAUGAUUCUAGAUUCACAGCAGCACCAUUUGUUCGUGCUUAUAAGUGGUCUCGUAGAUCCAGUUGAUAUAUCUCCAGAUGCAGUUGAUCAAAUAGAUAUUUACGGAGUCAUUCAUUGUGCAAUUGAUGGUAUUGUCUACCCUCAGAAGGUGAAGAAGUUGGUAAAGCUCGAGAACAUUGCAGAACUUGUGCGAUCCAGCCAUGCGCAUCAGAGGGAGAAUGGUGUCAAAAAUGGAAGUGCCCAGAAAAAUCACCUCCAAAAUGGGCAGGAAAAAUACCACCAAAAUGGGCAGGAAAACAUUUCCAUGAAAAAUGAAAAAGCAAAAAAAGAACCUGUACACCCAGACACAGCUGAAAUGCGAGAGAGAAAUAAUCAUAUGCUGAACGAAUUCGAAGGGAAUCUGAUGCCCUACCUCAUCAGUGCCCAUUUCGACUAUUACUUCUACAAUUAUAUUGGAAUAAGAAUAGUACGAAUCUCAAUUCAUCCAUCCAUACAGAACCUAAACUAUGGUUCGAACUUCCUGAACAAGCUUUUCCAUUAUUACAAUCUUUACAAUGCAAAGGGAAGAAAAGAAAGUGUGCCUUACAGGGAGAACGUCAUUUUCUACAAUUGCAGUGUGGGAAAUCAGGGCGAAAAUCGAGGUCAAAGUCAAAGUGGACGAACCAACGAAAGUGGGGGACACAUAUUCCUAGAUGACAAGUUGAAGAAAGUAGAUUACAUUGGCACCUGCUUCGGGCUGACAAAGGGGCUUCUCAUCUUUUGGCAGAAAAAUAAUUUCAUACCCGUAUUCUUAAAGCAACAGAGGAACGAAAUAACAGGAGAAUUUAGCAUACUCAUGCUGAAGCAUAUCAAUCAGGAGUUAAAGAACAUUUUCACAAACUUUUACCUGGAUUUUGUAAGAACAUUUUGUAAUUUAUUACCAUAUGCAUUCAAUAAAUUGGAAUCUUUUGUCGUUUUCAAUUUGUUGCACAACAAUUCAAUCAUCUUGAGUAAUCCCACGCAAGAGGAGCUUUUAUUAUCGAGGGAGCAGGGAGCAGUUGCAAAGGGGGACGAUCAAAAAUCAAUAAUAAAUGGACGAAGAUCUGAAGCCACAUAUAAAGAAGAAGAAAGUGAAGACUACGGAUGCUUCUAUGACAACGAUUUGUUAAAGAAGGAAAAUUUAUUCUACUUCUUUCACCCAAAUGAUAUAUGCAGGCUAAAGCGGUUCGUCAUGGAAUCAAAACCAAUUUGUGAUAUCUUGCAUCUAAUGAAUGCAAUCGCGAACUUAAUUCUUUUCAGGAAAGUACCCAUUGAUCUUACUUUUUUAGAAUACACAAUUCUGUAUGCUGUAUCCUUCCAGAAGAAGAGCUGUCAAGAGAUUUCUCUCGAAAUAAGUAUCAACGUGAAUCAAACCGGUGCUGUCUUGAGGAAGAUUAUCCACAGGUUCUACACCUUCUUGAAGGAUGUAAUGCAAAAGGAAAUAGAAAAACAAGUGGACGCUCAAUUCAACCAAAAGAUGCAGAAAAAGAAAAAACGAGCUCAACAAGUAGAAUUCCCAUCAGAUGAAUAUACGGAAGAGUUAGAGAAAAAUACAAAAGCAAUAAAAAAAAAACACAAAAAGGAGAAAUUAACUCUCAUGCGUGAAUUUAAUUUUACCGAAAUUCCAAAAAGAAAACAAAUCAAUGUCAAGACAAACGACGAUACAGAUAUCUCCCCGGAGGACAGUGCCAUCAACUGA
Molecule: messenger RNA, 3702 nt
Organism: Plasmodium gonderi
Lineage: Eukaryota; Apicomplexa; Aconoidasida; Haemosporida; Plasmodiidae
Product: histone acetyltransferase
Exons: 3
Coding region: 1-3702 (1233 amino acids)
Biological process (GO): rRNA acetylation involved in maturation of SSU-rRNA
Cellular component (GO): nucleolus; 90S preribosome
Molecular function (GO): tRNA binding; 18S rRNA cytidine N-acetyltransferase activity; ATP binding
Source: RefSeq, a predicted model, not a curated record